UUUGAGGUGGUAAUCGCGUUCGAAGACUCCAACAAUUUCAAAGUUUCAGACUUUCAGAAGAUACAUUUUGACAUUGGUUGUCCAUUUUUUAAUAGAGCGGUGAAUAUCACUGUGUAAACAUUAAAAAUGGUAAACGAACUCAAUAAAGGGCCUUCUCAGGAAAAUUUAGCACUUGGCGAGCGUUUGCUCUCCUCUCAACGUCAAUUGCAAGAGAUGCAGGAGGAACAUCGACGAUUGCUGCAAGAAAUGGAAGUACUACGUCACCGUGCCACCACACUGAGUCGAUUGCAUGACCAGCAAUUCGGUCAUUUGGAUGAACAGAGCAGUGGUGGAUUACUCACUCAGGCAACCAAUAAUGAAAAUACAACAACCCAACAAACGAAUGCCACAGAGCUUAGCGCUUCGGAGCAGGUGAAACAAGAAACCACAACCACAACCACAACCACGACCACUGCAACUUCGACCGAUGAUGUGGAACAAACUAGUAAUGUGAAAGCGAGCACCAGCAAAACUAAGUCAGCGAGUCCUGUCUCCGUAGUGAGUGCGCCUGAAAAUGAUGAGGAUGUAGAUCCCGAAACAGCUGAGUAUUUGCAGAAAAAGUUGGCUGAGAUUGCGCAAUUAAAAGCACGCUUUAAGCGCGUUCAGACCAUAAUGAAUACUACUGAUAUGAUAGAGGGGCAUAUCGCCUCAAAGGUGGAAGGGCCAAAGAGUAGCGAUGCCACAAAAGCUGCCUUGGAAGCCGCAAUGGAUAAAUUGCAAAUGGCGAAUAGCUUAUUAGAGGUGCAGUCACAGCGUGUUACCAGCACAACAACUUCAGCACCACAGCCCAUUUCUAAGUCGAACGAAGAAGAUUUAGCUGCUAAAAUUGACCCAACAAAGUUCGAAAAUACGAUCACAGAUGACGAACAAACGCUUAAUGCGUACGCGCCUUCGCAGACGCCCAAUGAGGAGUUGCUAUCAGCUAUGAUGAAUAUGUUUACUGAUUUUACAGCAGACUUACGCAGUCAAGCGGAUGAUCUGCGCGCUGAGCGUGAUCGUUUGCGUGCACUCAAGGAAGAUCUUUUGCGUAGAAAGAGGCAGUCAUAAAAUACAUAUUUUUAGACGGAGUGGGCAAUAAACCAGCUCUGGAUCUCAAAAAUCCAUAUUUUUUUUUUAAAUAAUAUCGAUAGUGUUGCUUAAACAUCAUUGUUAUGGAUCUGUUUUCAUUGAAAUUAAAUUUAUUUUAAACCGUUAAA
Molecule: messenger RNA, 1235 nt
Organism: Rhagoletis pomonella (apple maggot)
Lineage: Eukaryota; Metazoa; Arthropoda; Insecta; Diptera; Tephritidae
Product: TNF receptor-associated factor family protein DDB_G0272098
Exons: 3
Coding region: 127-1086 (319 amino acids)
Source: RefSeq, a predicted model, not a curated record